AUGAUCGCAGCCGUGCCAUUGGUCUUGGGUUGGGUUGCAACCGCCCUACCUGAGUAUCCACCUGCGCAUGAAGAUGCUGCAUGCCUGCUUCACCUACGAAGUGCACGCAGUCAGGUGAACCAGCUUCCACCCCUUUGCCCAGGCAGCGUCAACGACACAAACUCUGACAACGAUGGCGAUGGCGAUGAAGCUGUUGUUAGUUUCAGCAUCGACAGCAACUUGCACGGCAUGUACUGCUACGAUGCCGAUACACGGAAAACCGCAGCAUACAGGACGAUCACAGAGAUUACGGACCGCAACGUGUGCGAACAGCUUUGUGCAACUGAUCCUGAAUGCAACUACUACGGCUGGCAUGGCGACAGUCAGCUUGAAGUGGGAAGCCGCUGCUACAACUGCGCACUGUACCACACGUGCGAACAUCAGCGCGAGUCUUUCUGCAGAGAUGUAAGCCCUCCAGACAACUUCGUGAAGGCCCCUGCAGACACAGCUGUGCCGUUGAUGGAGAAGACGUUCACCGCAGACUGGCGCUUGACAGGGCAAUUCUGCAAGGGCAGCCAGAUUCUAGCGGUCGACGUGGACACCGUCGAAGAUUGCAAGGAGAUGUGUGUGAGUCUCGAUGCCUGCGCCUACAUGUCCUUCUACAAGGACAAACAAGUCCGAGAGGAUGCGGACCCGGAGUCCUGCGACAAGAACUGCCGAAUCUUCUCGGACUGUGACAGCCCCGAGAUGUCGAUGUGUUGGAACCCUCCGGUUGUCUUCCAAAUUGAAGUGGAGGCUUCCCAAGCGCUUCUGCAAACAGGGCGCAAGAAGCAGCCAACAGCCGACCUCCUGGUCAUGCUUUCUGGCCAGAAUGUCGAGAAUGGGGUCUUUGCCUGCUCGACUGAGUCAGCGCUCUCUCUGCCUUUGGCUGAUUCCUGCACUAAAGUGGUGGAUGCAAGUAAGGUUGGCGGAAAUGGACAGUUGCGGGAUGCCGUUCAGGUAGAGGCUGAUGUUCUGGUGAUCGAGGGCAACGGAGUCUACCGUUGCCAAGUCACGGACGACAACCCUUGCUCGGUGCUCCGUGAGGAUCUGGACUUUCCAUUCCAGGCUGUUCUGUCUUGCCCCCAUAUUGUGGCUGCCAAUUCGGACCAUGUUCUACAAUGUCCAGCCGAUGGCAGCGAUCCAUGUCAUCCGUUGUUGGACCGGCCGCUGUAUCCCAUCAGCAUCUCCCUGCUGCCAUCAACUCAAGAUUUGAUCGUCACGGGUUACGUGCACCCAAGCGGCAAUGAUCAAGGAGUGCUCCAUUGCUUUCAUGCCAACGGGACCUGCUUCGUGGUCAACAUGCCUCCCAUCCAGUCUUACGAGUCCGUGACUGCUUCAGACAAAGGAUAUUUUGCAGUCACAAUUGAUGAACAAGCAGACAUGCCACGCAUCGACUUCUGUCCACUGCAAUAUCCUGGUGCUUCUCAGUGUGUGAUGCAACCGGUUAGUGGACCGGGCGUGGAACCCGCAAUUUUGCCUGAGUUGGUCUUUAUCCUCUCCCUCCAAGUGGAUGCAGGCCGGUCAGCUCUUAUCGUUGUCGGGGUCGAAAACCGCGAAAGCGAGGCGCCCGACGGGACCGUAGAGGUUGCAGAGAUCCAUGUCAUCUACAAGUGCAGCAUCCCUCAAGGGGCAGCCAUUCCAGCGGACUGUCAGCUGGUGCUUGAGAUUGAGGAUGACCUGUGGUUGACGGCCCAUCCCAUUUCACAGCAGGCUCCGCUUGUCUGA
This is a messenger RNA of Symbiodinium necroappetens, 1746 nucleotides long. NCBI's taxonomy places the organism in Eukaryota, Dinophyceae, Suessiales, Symbiodiniaceae. The record is from the annotation of a GenBank genome assembly.